AUGGACCCUUUUCUAAUGAGAGCAGACGACUAUGACCCCAUAGAACACCUCGACCUCAUUUUCUCCCACCCAUUCACCCUCUCGUCAGUUGGCCAGACCUAUGGGAUACUGCAGGCUUACCAAGACGACUUGGAUAAUGAGAUCGAGACUCUCGAGGAUGAGCAGAUCCGGUCGAACGCAGAAUGCCUCGGGCGAAUGGAAGCUACGAAAGCAGAGUUGGCCGACCUGUUUCAACGUAUCGAACACGUCCGCGAGCGAGCCCUACAGACCGAGCGGAAUAUCACCGAGAUGACCGCAGACAUCAAGCAGCUAGAUAAUACCAAGAAGAAUUUGACGCUGUCGAUGACGGCUCUGAAGAGGCUGCAGAUGUUGACAACUGCCUACGAACAAUUGCGAGCACUAGGCAAGACACGACAGUACAGAGAAUGUGCACAGCUUCUCCAGGCGGUGAUCCAGCUUAUGGCCCAUUUCAAGUCAUACCGGUCUAUUGAUCAGAUUGCGACUCUGAGUAGGAAUGUGGCUGACUUGCAGAGGGAACUGUUGGAACAAGUCUGCGAAGAUUUCGAGAUCAGCUUCACCAAGGAAGAGGUGGCACAGAAGCGGGGUUUGCUGCACGAGGCCUGCAUGGUCGUGGAUGCUCUUGGUGAUUCGGCUCGCUCAAGAUUGGUCACCUGGUACUGCAACACCCAAUUGAGACAGUACCGGCAUAUCUUCAAGGGAGAUCAGGAGGCCGGCUCUCUCGACAACAUCGACCGACGAUAUGCCUGGUUCAAGAAGUCGCUGAAAAUAUAUGACGAGGAGCAUGCCGCCAUCUUCCCCUCCCAUUGGCGAGUCAAUGAAGUUUUGGCAAAUGUCUUUGCCGAGGGAACUCGAGAUGAUUUCAAAGGGAUCCUUUCGAGAACCACUCGCAACGGGCAAACGAUCGAUGUCUCUCUUUUGGUAUCCUGCCUCCAACAAACCUUGGACUUCGAGCACAGUCUGGAAAGGAGAUUCAACCAUACUUCUAGAACUUCUAUAGACACGACGACUUCCGCCAGCGAUGUUCCCGUCUUCGGCCAACCUAUAUCGAGCGCUUUCGAGCCCUAUUUGAGCUUGUGGGUCGAGGCACAAGACAAGGAGCUCUCCAGACUGAUACCGCAAUACAAACAAAGACCGACCAGACUAGCGGACGAAGAGUUCUCUUCUCAGCAGGUCAUAGCAUCCUCGACCGAGUUGUUCAAUUUCUAUCGCCAUUCACUGGCACAAUGCGCAAAGCUAUCAUCCGGGCAGCCUUUGCUCGAGUUGUCGAAAGUGUUUGGGCGCUAUCUCGACCAGUACGCCCAACAGGUAUUACUGUUCUACAUCUCGGAGAAGCCGUCAGGCGGCACGCCGUCACGGAUCCCAACCAUCGAAGAUAUAAUCUUGGUUCUUAAUACUGCCGACUACUGUUUUAACACAUGCAAUUCUCUUGAAGAGAAGAUCAAGAGUCGCAUCGAUGAAACCUUGAAGGACAAUGUGGACCUGCAAAAUCAGGCAGAUGCGUUCAUGGGCAUCGCGAGCGCUGCGGUACGGGGCUUAGUCCGACGCGUAGAGACCGACCUCGAACCCAGUUGGAGAGAGAUGCGGAAUACGCCCUGGUCGAAGAUCGAGAGUUGUGAAAACCAAAGUUCUUACAUCACUGGCCUGGAGACCCGCAUCAGAGACAGAUCAAAUGAGAUCUUGGGGAUGCUCCACAAGCAGCAAUAUGCGCGGGCCUUUGCGGACAAUCUGGUGGAGCUGCUUGCCUCGACCUACAUUUCCAACAUUGCGCAAUGCAAACCCAUCUCUGAGGGUGGCGCAGAACAGAUGUUACUGGACACACACGAGAUAAGGACUACCUUGAGUCAUGUUCUGCCCGGCACGCCUCCGCCGCUCUUUCUUAAACGGGUGGCCGCUGCGUUCAGCAAGGUCGAGCCUCUGUUGAAGACUCUGCAAGUCAGACCAUCUCCACCGGAAGCUCUCGUGCAGGCCUAUCUGAUCCACAUUGCUGACCUGUCCGAGGUCAAUUUCCGCAAAAUCCUCGAACUUAAAGGCAUCCGCACCAAAGCAGAACAGAACCAUCUCGUGGAACUGUUCCAAAUGCACAAGUUCAGCCCAAGGUACAAGGACUCACUGGUGGAAAGGUCGCCUCUUCUCACGUCUCUGAACCUGUCAGUCUCCGCAUCUACCAGUAAUAGUGCAUCGACCCAGUCCGCAGCGCUGCACAAUCUCUCAGCACUGGGGAAUUCGGCGGCGGCGUCACUGAGCACUGCAAACUUGCCUGCAAACAUGAAGUUCGAUGCAUCUGGACUGGGUAACGCAAUCAUUGAUCGAUUCAGCAGUCCAAAUCUCGGAGGCAUGGGUACACCUAGAGAAGGGGCACUCAGUCCGCCUCCCGCUGGAGGUCUGGCCAGCAAUGUGGCGAUUGACGGCACAUCUUCCGGAGGGGAAGCGGGAGCGAAGCUGAAUGAGAACCUGAAGAACCUUGGGAAGUUCUUCAAGCGAGAUCUGGGAGGAUUUGGAGGCAUAGGUCGGUUUGGCAGCAAAGCCUCGAGCCCUGCUCCACCUGAAGAGAGAGUGAAUGGCCGAUAG
Capronia epimyces CBS 606.96 is the source of this 2589-nucleotide messenger RNA. RefSeq lists its product as uncharacterized. Gene Ontology annotation, cellular component: GARP complex. Lineage: Eukaryota; Fungi; Ascomycota; Eurotiomycetes; Chaetothyriales; Herpotrichiellaceae. Gene Ontology annotation, biological process: retrograde transport, endosome to Golgi. The record is from RefSeq and is a predicted model, not a curated record. The transcript has a single exon. Bases 1 to 2589 code for a protein of 862 amino acids.